Paramormyrops kingsleyae is the source of this 3815-nucleotide messenger RNA. It is a transcript of the gene hnf1ba, whose product is annotated as HNF1 homeobox Ba. Lineage: Eukaryota; Metazoa; Chordata; Actinopteri; Osteoglossiformes; Mormyridae. Gene Ontology annotation, biological process: liver development; insulin secretion; pancreas development. Gene Ontology annotation, cellular component: nucleus. The record is from RefSeq and is a predicted model, not a curated record. Gene Ontology annotation, molecular function: DNA-binding transcription factor activity, RNA polymerase II-specific; RNA polymerase II cis-regulatory region sequence-specific DNA binding.
CUAAAAUAUAGGCUUACUAUAGAAUUUUAUUAGAAUUUUAUAUAAUAAUCACCAGUAGAAUAUAUUUCUUAUUUUUCACUUAUAGAUUAGUUUCGCGCAUUUAAAUGGGUCAUACAAAAAUGAACUUUCCCAUUAAGUCAAUUAAUUAAAUGGCAAUAAAACCAUGAUUGAUUCUUUCUAGAGGGUUGUUGACUAAUUGGUGCGAUUAAAUUGGGGUCUCUGAGCUUAUGGCAUGAAACCUGAUUUACAUACGUAUAUAUUUUCAACGGCAGCGUGCGUUUAACCUAUAACAGCAAUAAUAACAACAACAAUCAUGAAAUAAUAACGGCGAUAAUGGUCAUAAUAAACCAUGGAUACGAUACCACCCCUUUUAAGAAAGCGUUUGCCCAACAAGUCCAAAGUUCACGUAAAGUUUGACAGAUAACCGAAGCCAAUAAAAGCGCCGGAGGUACUGUGUAAACACUCCGUCUACCUGCCACUCAGUCAAUACGCUUACUUUCCCAGCAUUUGCAUGCAGGACAAGCCAGCCCACUUAUUGCUGUUUUAUAUCGCCGGCCCUCCUUCAGGCAUCAUGGCAAAUUAAAUCAUUCUAGCCGACAGGAAAGCUCGCGACGACCUCCAAGCAGGUGCCCUUUGGAGACUCCCAAUUUCAGGCUCUGAGGCUGGAGACGAGGGAGUGAGGCAGAGAGAGAGAAAGGGAAAGGGGGGAAAGAGCAUCUCGUAUCUUUCUCUUUUUUAUAUAUUUUUUCUCCUCUGUUCUUUUUUGUCGGGUAACAUUGAGUUUUAAUGCUCUCCAAAAUGGUGUCGAAGUUGACACCUCUUCAGCAGGAGCUCCUAAGCGCCUUGCUGGACUCCGGAGUUACCAAAGAUCUUCUCAUCCAGGCUCUGGAUGACAUGGACCCAUCACCAGCCGGCUUCGGAGUUAAAAUGGAAAACUUACAGAUGUCCCCGCCGGGGUCGAAAAUGAAUGGGAGCGAUUCGGACUCCAAACCCGUGUUCCAUACACUGACCAACGGCCAUAGCAAAGGGAGCAAGCUUUCGGGCGACGAGGGCUCUGAGGACGGGGACGAUUUCGAUACGCCCCCGAUCCUGAAGGAGCUCCAGGCCCUUAACACGCAGGAGGCGGUGGAGCAAAAGGCUGAAGUGGAAAGAAUGUUAUCCGAGGACCCGUGGCGCGCCGCGCGUAUGAUCAAAGGCUACAUGCAGCAGCACAACAUCCCUCAGCGCGAGGUUGUCGACGUCACCGGCCUCAACCAAUCGCACCUCUCGCAGCACCUGAACAAGGGCACGCCUAUGAAGACGCAGAAGCGAGCGGCGCUCUACACCUGGUACGUCAGGAAGCAGCGGGAGAUCCUCCGACAGUUCAACCAGGCAGUGCAAGGUUCUGGCAGCGAUAUGACAGGCAAGGGCAGUCAGGAUCAGGUCCUGUUUUUUUUCUCAGAGUUCAGUCAGUCCGGGCAGGGCCUGGGGCAGCCCGGGGACGAGGCGGCGGGCGUCGAGCCCGCCUGCAAGAAAAUGCGGCGCAACCGUUUCAAGUGGGGGCCGGCGUCCCAGCAAAUCCUCUACCAGGCCUACGAGCGGCAGAAGAACCCCAGCAAGGAGGAGAGGGAGGCGCUGGUGGAGGAGUGUAACAGGGCAGAGUGCCUGCAGAGGGGUGUGUCUCCCUCCAAAGCCCAUGGUCUGGGCUCCAACUUGGUCACGGAGGUGCGUGUCUACAACUGGUUCGCCAACCGUCGCAAGGAGGAGGCAUUCCGGCAGAAGCUGGCCCUGGAUGCCUACAGCGGCACCCCCCACAGCCUGAACUCCCUCCUGUCCCACAGCUCCCCCCACCAGCAGUCCAGUGCCUCCCCACCAGACAAGAUGCAAGGGGUCCGGUACAGCCAGCAGGGAGCCAGUGAGGUCACUUCCUCCACGACCAUCAGUCACCAUGGCAACAAUGCCAUGGCUACCAGCCAGUCCGUGUUACAGCAGGUGUCGCCGGGAGGACUGGACCCCGGCCAUGGCCUGCUGUCACCUGAUGCCAAGAUGAUCCCCGUGUCAGGCGGAAGCCUUCCCCCUGUCAGCACGCUGACCAACAUCCACAGCUCCCACCACCCCCACCAGCAGGCCCAGAACCUGAUCAUGCCGCUCUCCGGGGUCAUGGCCAUCGCACAGAGUCUUAACACCUCGCAGGCGCAGACGGUGCCCGUCAUCAACAGUGUGACGGGCAGCCUGACAGCCCUGCAGCCAGUGCAGUUCCCGCAGCAGCUGCACAGCCCGCACCAGCAGGGUCUCAUGCAGCAGGCGCCCAGUCACAUGACCCAGCAGCCCUUCAUGGCUGCUGUCACGCACUCACACAUGUACCCCCACAAACAGGAACCCCCCCAGUACUCCCAUCCCUCACGCUUCCCCUCCGCCAUGGUGGUGACGGACGCCAACAGCAUCGCUUCCCUCGGCUCCAUGUCUUCCAGCAAGCAGGAAACAGCUGUAAACAAGAUGGUGCCACUGGGGGGUCUCUCCUGGUGCCCUCUGCAAGCUUGGUGACCGCACAUACCUGACUUCCUCGGCGCCUGGCAACAGAAAUGCGCCCCUCCUCAACCCCCCCCCUCGCCACAGUGACCAUGCCAGCUUCUUAUGACCGGCUUUCUGGACAUUGGGGAGCGGUGGUCUGGAGCUAAAGACCAUUAAGGGCCUAGCAGGCGUCGCCACAUGGGAUGAAGAACAAGACGGCUGAACGAGCCAAAGGAAUGAGGCACAGCAGGGCUUCCUGCGGAGCGCGGGCCCAGGAUGCAGCCGCUGCUCUCAGAGGCCUUUCCAGAGGAAAACAGUAUUUUUAUUUUCUAUCCUGCAAACAGAAGAAUGAGAAUGACCCUUCUUAUGCUAUCUGUGUUAGAGAUAUUUAGAACAAGGUGAAUAGUCAGAUUUGGCAGGAGAACGUGUGUGGGUGUGUGUGUGUCCAUCCCAAGGCGUGCGGGGCGGACAGGCAGGGGGACACACCCCAGAUUGGCGGCGGGGCUCCCAUCCAAGCUGCCUGUCUCAGAGCCAUUGCCAUCAGUGAGACUCCAGGAGGAGGGAACCUUGUGAGCGUAUGACAAUCAGUAACCUGCCCCCAUCACCGUGGGUCACAUGACUGGAGGAUGACCUCAGCACCUUUCCCUUUCCUGUUCAGUUGUACCGAGUCUUCCAUGUGACUUUUUAUAUGUGUCCAUACCUUUGAAAGCGACCUUGGCAGGAAAUGCCCACCGGCCCCAAAUCUGGAUGUUUCCGGCACUUUGUGUGAUGGAAAAAGAUCCAUCUGAAGAGCGUGUGUGACCAGCCAGUGAAGGUGUCGUCUUGGUGUGACAGAUCUGAACCUGAAUGUCACUCGUCACGCUAAGAUGUCCCUCCCCCCUUCAUCCCUUUAGGGUUUUUUAUCAGUUUAAGUUUUUUUCUGCUAUGUAAAGAGUUGAAAAUUCAUAAGUGAAGGUGAAGAGGUGAUACUUGGCAGAUGAACGCAUCAGCUGUUCACUAAAGAGACCCGGCUGAGAUCGGAGAGCGCGGCCCCACACCAGCGUCCUCAAAGCCGAUCCUGCGAUUAGGGGGUGCAGCCCACAGCCAGGGGCGGCGGCGGCCGGAUCAAACCCGCACCUCGGGGCCGCGAGCAGCCCGCGGGCCGUUUUGUAGAUGGCCCUUUUAAUUUCCUCCUGCGCAAGUCGUCGUCUCGCUCCGUAGCAACAAAAACAUUCGGCUAUUUCCAAGCAAAACAGUAAUUAUCAGGACGUAAUAUGCUGGGGGGGGCGAGAGAUGAAAGGGCAGCGAUGGGUCCCGAUGAGUCUGAGAAAUGCCCCCCCCCCCCC